Molecule: messenger RNA, 708 nt
Organism: Cotesia congregata
Lineage: Eukaryota; Metazoa; Arthropoda; Insecta; Hymenoptera; Braconidae
Source: the annotation of a GenBank genome assembly
AUGUUUCUUUGUGUGAACGUAGCAAGAAAAGACAGCAGAGUGCAGCACCUGGUUGUUUUUUGGAUCAGUUUCUCAUUCUUUCUCUGUCGGAACUCGGUUUCCCGCGCAUUUGUUUCUCUCAGACACAUGUUGGCUAACUUUAUUUUCAUUAAAUUAAUUAAAAAUACUAAUCUUUCCUCGUCUUUCUCUUCAGACCACUCAACCUCUUUCUUGGCAGCAUCAUCGUCGGCAGUUGGGACCAUCGGGGUGAUGUUGAAGGUUUUUCUGAUUUCCUCUGGCGUCUUGCCCUUGAUCAUGUUGGCGACAGUCUUGCAGGUGACGUCCAUGAGCCCCUUGAUGUCCAGGAAGUUAGCGGCGCGGAUGAUGGCGAAGAGCGUCUGCUGGUCGACUUUCAGGAAGUCAACGUCCCACUCGGGGAUAUCAUCCGAUCUUUUUUCAUGGUUGUCAUCUAACUCUGGUUUAUCUUCAUCGUCGACGUGUUUCUUGCACCACUCGACAACUUUUUCCAGGAUCGUUCCCUUGACAUUUGUUACAGGAAUCACUUCAUCGUUGACUUCGCCCUCCAUGCCGAGAGUUUCCAGCAUAACUUUGAUGGUAGCCGACAUCAACGCGACUUUGAUCUCCACUUCAAAAAUUUGUUCAUCACUGCUCUGGAGCUGCACUGUUGCGUCCAUGCUUGAUAUGGUUUAUUUAACUCACAAACUUUAA